CAAACACAUUUGAGUAGAUCUCAGCCGGUACUUCAAACAUCAGACGAAUGUGUUUGAACAAGAACAAAAUACCUGAAUGGCAACGAAUCAACAACAUUAUUUUAUCAUAUAUAGAAUACAAAGUACAAUGUGUUAUGCUUUCAUUCUAGACAAUGUGCUCGCUCUAUGAAAAGCAUGGGAAGAGCACCCAAUCCAGCUGACCAGCACAUUCAUUCUUCUCAUUUUGUGGCCAGUGCUCCCGAUACAGCGGCAAACCCAAAGAUACGACAACAGAUACUUCCAUUACCUAGCAUGAGGGGAAAGAGAAAUCAGAAUACAUCAUCCUCUCACAUUGACACAAAUUCCAGGGCAAGAUGAGUAUAUUACUUUCAGCGAGCAUGGGCGUCAAGCGACAUCCAAACGGAAACCAGCGACAAAUCAGAGGCGAGCAGCAGAUGGCGACUAGAGCUGUUGAAAAGAUACCACAGAGUGUUUACUUUCGGCGGCGUCGACUAGGAAAGACAGAACAGAAUCAGAUCUUGCUCAUUGAAAUGAAAGGAAAAACAAAAAAUGCUGCCAUUUUAAAUUUAAAAGUAAAUUACAAGAUGAAAGUAGUCAAGCUCACCAUCAAACCCCACAUCACACAUAGUCUAAGGUAAUGUGGUGUCUGGUGGGUAACUCUUAUUUUGAUUCUUUCUGGGUGUUUAACUACGAUCUUCAUACAUUGUACUGACUUGGAUUAUUUAUGCAAUAUGUAUACUUCACCCAACGCAAGAAAAUCAAUUGUCUUUUCAAGCAGAAGGAAGCCAGGAUCAACUGAGAAGGAUUAGAGAAAGCCAGGAUUUUUCAGUUUCUUCAAUUGGUGCCUAAUCAGUAGCGUAAUAGUAAAGAUAGCCGAAUAGGUAAAAAUUAUACUCCGUAUUACCAUAGCAACAUUUUCAAAAUUCUAUAAAUUCAAAAUUAAUUAAUUAUCAUUUACUGCCUAUAACCGUACCAAAAAUUCACAAGGAGUCAAGAAAGACAUACAUAUGCAUUAGAAAGGAGAAUCAUCAUUCAUCAAUGGUCAGGCAUACUAUAUUAGCCCGGCCAUUAAUAAGAAAACACUAUCAAUCAAUUAAACUAAGAGUCACUCCAGUACGUACCACUCUAGCGAAUAGACCAACAAAUAUAUAUGUUAGCAAAUGAUCACGACUUGAAUGUUGCAAAUUUCUUCCCCAGCCAAAGGAUUCCCUAAUAGAUAUUACACACUAACCCAAUACUAAAAUGAGUAGAGUAGACAACAAAAGACACAAUUCAGAAGAAUUGCUCAGCACAAACCUAGAUUGCACUGGAAUCCAGGAUUGAAGCCGUCUCCAUCGGGGAACUUCUACUAUCAGUACCCAUCUACAUUGAAUGGCCAUAGGCCGAGAUCAAAAUAAUGUCAGGUUAGUUCGCACACACACACAAAGAAAGAGGAUUCAACAUGUCCCUAGGACACUACAGCAUUAGCUACACAAACCCAUGAUGAAUAUGCGUUCCACUAAUAAAAUAGACACAUCUCUCUUAAAAGGAAAUGACAAGUUUUCAACUAAAAAUAAAUUUGGAUUAACUGCCCUUUUGACCCAUGUCCAUCAAUUCUCAGCUAAAAUCAUCUAAUCCAUUAGGACAAGAGACUACCCAUGCAUCAUAAAUAUAACACAUCACUUCGAGACACAUUCAUCAAAAUUAGGAACACACAAGUAUCUCAAGAUGAAAACGCAUGCAACCACCACUAAAUCUUAUCAUGGUGUUCCAAUUAUUAAUACUACGUGAAGAAAUCAUUGGUUACCCGUUAAACGAUAAUCAUCCUCCUCUAGACAAUGUUCUUGAGGACCAAUACAGAAUCCAACCACUCAAUACCUAUUUACAGAAUAUGAGAAAUAAAACAUACAAUUCCAAAUAAGACAUUCAAAAAGAUCUGUGAAGAAAUUGCAUACAAUUUUUCAAAUGAAGUCACUGAAUCAAGAAAAUGACGCAUCAACUCAACCUUCAACCAGCCAUAAACAUGUGGGUAAAUACUUUUCUAGAUACUCUCGAUUUAGAGAAUGUCUGUCUUGUCAUAUACGAGAUACAUAAUUAGUUGUAAGAAAGAUGUUAAUCGCGAAAAAUUAAAUAAAUAAAUGCUAACUGAUCCUUGCAUAUCGGCAUAAUGAAUCAUGGUAUUCCUAAAAUAGAAGCAUGGUUUUUCAAUUUGAUGUAUGAUGUAAUUCGGAAGUUGGGAUUAAACAUCCUCCAUAUUUACUUUUUUCAAUAUCAAGAUAGGAUAGCGAUCCAAAUCCCUUGAUACGUCGCACCCAUCGUUAGUCGUACCGCGUACCCGUGGCGACUUUCUCUUCCUAUAAUAUCUAUAUUCUUUAUAAUUUCAGUCAAUUCAAGGGUGUAAUCAGAGGACUUUAAGACCUCUACCGCUUAGGAUACGCACACGAGAACUUGUGGACUCAAGGAGCUAUUCUUAUCAAGAAGCAUGACAGGUUGAGUCCAUCAGCAAAAUUCAUUCCCUCUUGAAACACAAGGGAAUCCUUCCUCCUAAUGAAGAAGAAUUCUUGAAAUACUCAUCCAUGUAUUAAGCGCUAAUGACUUGGUUGAAACGCUCCAUAAAUCUUACCCCUUCAUUCGAAUUCCAUAACAUUAGAAAAUUAGUGAGAGAUAUAAUAAUAGCAACUUUCUGAAAAAACAAAUCAUAAGUGUGCAUUAGUAAAGUUAGUUAUAUCUAUCAGAUUAUGAUUUUAAGACUUUUGAAUCAAAACAAUUAAGUCAAGAUGCUUCCAAUUAAAAUUUUGUAAAUCAUUUGUCCUCUUCACGAAGAGUGACAAUCAUACCAGUGAUUCUAUCAAUCAAGUGAAAAUCAUAAGGCAACCUAUUGAUUCAUAAAGAAGUUGGAGAAAAAGGUGGAUUAAUAGAGUAUUAGGAUGUCCCUUCAAAAUCUCUAAUCCAAGCUCUCCAACCUCUUUAUGAAUCUAUAGGAUGACUAAUGAUUUUCACUUGAUUGAUAAAAUCAUUAGUAUAAUUGUCAUUCUUCGCGAAAAGAAAAUGCCUUACAAAAUUUCAAUCGUGAGCAUCUCGACUUAAUUGUGUUGAUUCAAAAAUUUUUAAAAUCACAAUCUGAUAGAUAUAAGACAUAUAACUAACCUUACUAACACACACUUAUAAUUUGUUUUUUCAGAAAGUUAACACAUUAUAUCCCUCACUGAUUUUCCAAUGUUAUGGAAUUCAAAUGAAUGUGUAAGAUUUGUGAAGCGCUUCGACCAAGCCAUUAGCGAAUACGUGAAUGAAUAUUUUAAGAAUUCUUUUUCAUUAGGAGGAAGGAUUCCCUUGUGUUACAAGAGAAGAAUACUUUGCUGAUAGACUCAACCCGUCCUGCUUCUUGAUAAGAACAGCUUCUUAAGUUUACAAGUCCUCGUGUGCGUAUGCUAAGCGGUAGAGGUUUUAAAACCCUCAUAUUACACCCUUAAGAGCGGAGAGAAAUACAUAAAAAAGGAGAAACUUAAAAAUAUAGACUGAAAUUAUAAAGAAUAUAAAUAUUAUGUUAAAUAAUCACAAUACUUCAUGGCUUGAAUUGACUUUAUAAAAGUAAAUGGCUUGAAUUGACUAAAAUUAUAAAGAGUAUAGAUAUUAUAGAAAGAGGAAGUCACCGCUGGUACGCGAUACGGCCAACGAUGGAUGCAACGUAUCAAGGGAUUAGAUCGCUAUACCAUGUUAAUGUUGAAAAAAGUAAAUAUGAAGAUGUUUAAUCCCAAUGUCUCAACUUCCGAAUUACAUCAUACGGGUCUUGAGUUGUUUGGUUGGUAUGAAAAGAAACCAUGCUCCUAUUU
Cuscuta campestris is the source of this 3809-nucleotide messenger RNA. NCBI's taxonomy places the organism in Eukaryota, Viridiplantae, Streptophyta, Magnoliopsida, Solanales, Convolvulaceae. The record is from the annotation of a GenBank genome assembly.